Messenger RNA from Sphaeroforma arctica JP610, 3163 nucleotides. Its product is annotated as TKL/LISK protein kinase. The annotation marks the transcript as partial. The record is from RefSeq and is a predicted model, not a curated record. The transcript is spliced from 9 exons. Gene Ontology annotation, cellular component: cytoplasm; nucleus. NCBI's taxonomy places the organism in Eukaryota, Ichthyosporea, Ichthyophonida. Gene Ontology annotation, biological process: protein phosphorylation; actin cytoskeleton organization. Gene Ontology annotation, molecular function: protein serine/threonine kinase activity; ATP binding.
GCGAGACGUGCUCCGACAAAUCGGCCCGCAAGUGCGAAUGCGACUUUGUGGUCUGAAAACAGGAAGGGAAGCGAUGUACAUACUAAUGCAGACAAAGACGAGGGCAAUAGUACGAGCUUUUCCAGAAAAUAUACAGACGGCAGUAAAAAUUCAUAUUUACACACUCAUCACGAGAGUAAGAAAAAGACAAAAUCCUGUAGUUCUGAUGUGUUUAAGGGCGUGGGUGUUGGCAACACAGGUGGCGGUCUAAGUGACAGUAGCGCCACGGAAACAAGUGUAAAUGACAGACCUGUUGGACUGUUUAUAACGGGUGAUUCAUCUUCGGAUAUGCUGAAGCAUGACUUGGAAGGCGAUGAGGUACAGCCGAAGGCGCGCGUGCAUUUGCAGGCCAAAACGGAGUUAGAAAUGAAUCCGAUAGUACAGAAACAGCAACAACCACCCGAUUCAAGGUGUCAGGUGCAGCAGGAUGACACUGAAACCACUAGACGACAAUCAGAAAAGAGUGUGCUGUUUGAGGUGACUGCUAAUCAGAGUUGCGCCGACGAUAUUGCACAAGUGACACCUAAAACUAGCACAGAGUUCGAUACAAGAGAAAUGGAGCGCGAGCGGGAGAAAGAAGUUCAUACAAAAGACGGGGACGAUGUUAGUGUAUCCAGUAAUGACAGCGUAGAUUUCACACUGAAGAUGUUUCUGACGGAGAAUCCAGUAGCAGGGGCGGCUAGGUUUAUAGGCAAGAAAAUCAGCAGGCGGUAUAAAGGGGGUGGCACGGGAAGCAAGUACUACAGACACAGGAGGGAGGACCAUGUGAUGCGGAAUUUUAGGCUGGACGAUCUGAAAUUCGGUCCCGAAUUAGGACAGGGGUUCUUCGGCUCAGUUCAUUUGUGCACACACAAGGCAACUGGUGAGAAGAUGGCUGUCAAAGAAAUGAAAGCAUCUACAGACAAAGAAGGCUGUGAGGCAUUCCAGCGCGAAGUGACCUUGCUGCGUCGACUGCGAAACCCAAAUGUCCUAGAAUUCUACGGAGUUUUCAUUUUGAAGGACCAUUCGAUGUUAUUGAUAACCGAGUACAUCAGUGGAGGUACCCUGCACCGGUAUCUGAAAGAUAAAUCUAAACCGUUAACUUGGGAUCUGCGUCUCGGCUUCCUGCAUGAUAUCGCGAAAGGAUGCUCGUACCUACACUUGAAUGAUGUCAUACACAGAGACCUGACAUCCAAGAAUUGCUUAAUUCGUUCGGAUCUGAGUGUAUGCGUGGCUGAUUUUGGCCUGGCCCGUGUUGCUGAGCGAAGGCCCACGCGCAUGAGCGUAGUGGGCUCGCCCUACUGGAUGGCGCCGGAGAUGUUGCACGGCAAACAGUACAAUCACAGCGCCGAUGUCUUCUCCUUUGGCAUCAUUAUGGGCGAGGUUGCCGCACGGAUCAAAGCGGAACCGGAUAUAUUCCCGCGCACGAAUGACUUUGGUGUCGAUUACGACGGUUUACGGAAGCUUUGCCCUCCGGAGAUGCCAUUCGAUUUCUUCCAACUUUUGAUCACAUGUACCAAUCUGAACCCAUCAAGUCGACCAUCCUUUGCAGAGUGUGCUAUGGUGAUGGACCUCUUGGGAUACUCGAUCACCGAUGAAGAAGCAAUAGUCGCACGGCCCAACCGUAUCAUGAGGUCGUAUUCGUUCGAUAAACUGGGACACAGCAAACUGAGCCAGAUGUUAGGUAGGCGUGUGGUAGUCACAGAAGAAAGCGAGUCCCCCAGCAAAGAGAAAAGCAAACGAAAAAGCGCCGCUGCCAAGGCCAGGGCCGAGAGGGAAAGAGAAAGGGAAAAAGAAAGGGAAAGAGAAAGAACGAAGGAUGACGGGGAAACACAGAGCUUGGGGGGUCCGAUGGAGAAACAUAGAAGUAAUGCUGAUGCUACUAAUCCGCACGGGAAUGAUAGGGGCAACAGCGUGACUAUAGUGGGCGGUGACAAGGAAACAGCGAUAGAGCAGCGUCACGUGCGAGGCAGCAGUGUGAGCGUAUGCGCAAAGAGAGGCAGUCCACCCAAACCCAAGGUAUCCGCUCGAUACGCCAUUGCCAACGCUAGCGUGAGCAAGUACAAAAAGGGCCUUGCGGAAGGCGAAGGAGAGGGUCUGGGUACCGUUAGCACGAGGGAAAACGCUACCGUGGAUAUACGGCCUAAUAUAUCUCCCGAUUCCGACACCGGCACAGACACCAAGAGCGAAUCGAGUACAACAAGUGUGAGUGCGGCGCCUAGUACGGAUAGAAGCAUAGGUCCUGAAGUCAACAAAUUGAAGCUCAAGGGGGUUGCCGAGCGCGCUAUCCCGACCACUCCUUCAUCACCGCUUAGGCCUAAUAGAGAGUUUCAAAGCGCCAGUAUAAAUUCUGGCAUAAGAUACAGUAUGUCUGUCUCUCGUACAUCGAGCUCGGCGGCAAAGGAUGGGGCACAGAAGCAAGCAUCUGCGUAUGAUGGAGUUGAAUUAGAACGUGAAGAAGCUGAUGUAAGUAACCCACAAGGUGCGGUAGACGAACGAGCCUCGGAUGGAAGUUGUCUCGAGCGUAGCCAAGCUGAAACUUCCGAAAAGGCGAACGAAGUGUGUCUCGGCAAAGAUGGUGACGCAGCUACCUCAACACCGGAUAGCACGGUUACAACCUCAGGCACAUCCGUUGGUGGGUCACAAGAUACCGAUAGGAAUGCUGAUGUGAACAGUUGCUCUGGUGAGUACGGAAUGCACGAAACCGUACUCAGUCAGUUGAAAAUAGGUGAGCCGCCUCGCAUGCCCAGGAGGAGCAGUGAGCAUAUCAAGACCAGCAAUGUGAGUGUUCCCCAAGCGGAUGUGCGCCACAGAUCGGAAAGUGUGCGGAUGGUAUGGAAGUCGGACCACUCUCAGAGAGCCUCUCAUUUACAACGCGCCUCAAACACAAACAAGUUCAUCACAGCCUCUCACACAGAUGAAUCCACCUCCAGUGAAACCUGCACACCAUCGCUCCCGGAUACGUAAUGCCAAGUUGUGGAUAAAUUUUAUAAAGAUAAGACAUUUUUUGAUACUGCAUGCAAGAUUCGCGAUUGCUGAAGAAACAUGGGAGGCCAGCAGAUCACAGCGAGUUACCGUGCAGAAGACGGUGUUAGCGCGUAGCGUCGGAUGUCGAAAAACUAAUCUCCUAAUAAUUAAACUGAAC